AGAGAGAGAAAGAGAGUCUGGAGCGAAAUGCCCAAAAAGGUAAUAGCGCUUAUAUUGGGCAGCAGGAUUAGAGGCAAUUUGCUUUCUUGCAUUUUCUAGUUGUUAUUUAGUAGGCACAAAUGGCUGUGUUAUACAGUCACUGGGGAGCCGUCGCUUGCGGGGAGCCGUCGCUUGCGGCGAGCGAGAGGGACUUCAUCUCAUCUGUUGUUGGUGUUGCAGGAAAGGACAUGAGCCAGCAACUCAACAAGAGCCAGAACUGCUCCUUCAGGGACGUGGAUGAGCUGAUGAAAACCGUGCAGCUGGUGGUCCAUAUCCCCACCUUCCUCCUGGGCCUCCUCCUCAACGUGCUGGCCAUCCGAGGCUUCAGCACCUUCCUGAAGAAGAGGUGGCCGGAUUAUGCGGCCACCUCCAUCUACAUGAUCAAUCUGGCCAUCUUCGACCUGCUGCUGGUGCUGUCCCUUCCGUUCAAGAUGGCGCUGUCCAAUGUGCGCGCAUCCCUUCCUUUCUUCUGUACCUUGGUGGAGUGCUUCUACUUCAUUAGCAUGUACGGGAGUGUCUUCACCAUCUGCUUCAUUAGUCUGGACAGAUUCUUGGCCAUCCAGUACCCAUUCCUGGUCAGCCACCUCCGGUCCCCCAGGAAGAUCUUGGGGAUCUGUUGCACCAUCUGGGUCCUGGUGUGGGCCGGGAGCAUCCCUAUCUACAGCUUUCACGGGAAGGUGGAAAAGUACACGUGCUUCCACAACAUGUCCGAUGGCACCUGGAGUGCCAAGGUCUUCUUUCCCCUUGAGGUGUUCGGCUUCCUUCUUCCCAUGGGUGUCAUGGGUUUCUGUUCAUCCAGGAGCAUUCACAUCCUGGUAGGCCGUCGGGAUCUCACCCGGGACUGGGUCCAGCAGAAGGCCUGCAUCUGGACAAUCGCGGCCAGUCUGGCUGUCUUUGUGGUCUCCUUUCUUCCGGUCCACCUGGGUUUCUUCUUGCAGUUCCUGGUACGGAACGGCUUUAUUGUGCAGUGCAGCGCUAAGCAGAACAUCAGCUUGUUCUUGCAGUUGUCCAUGUGUUUCUCCAACAUCAACUGCUGCCUAGAUGUCUUCUGCUACUACUUUGUCAUUAAAGAAUUCCGCAUGGACAUCAUGGCCCACAGGCCUUCCAGGGUCCAGCUUGUUCUCCAGGAUACCAUGAUCAGUAGGGGCUAAGGAGAGAAAGACCUAUGCAGAGGAUGAAAACCCCAGCCCAAAAUUCUGGUAGCAGAUACCCUGUUCCAAGGUUUCUGAUGUGGUGGACAAAUGUGGCACGUCUACUGGUAUGCUUUCCCUUUUGAUGCUCACCGAACACUGUCUUUGCUCCUUAUGCUCCAAAGACCUUUCCCCCGCACCCAGGCAGCUCAACAUAAAUCACCCAGUAUUUGGGAAUCUCUAAGGACCCAAGAACCAGGUGAAUUCUUUAUAAGCUCAAAAACAUGAGCCAGAAAAAUUGAAAAAAAGGAGACCAUCUGAGCAAGGCUGUUUCCCAGCUCCCCCCAUCCUUCUGUUAGACUAGAAGAUUCUGGAGAGGAAGAGAGAGGAGUUAGGAGAGAGAACCAAGAGGGUUGGUCACAGUGGAAGGUGUUCUGGGCAAAGAAGGAGGAGUAAGGAUGUAUCGAGCUCCGUUUUGGUUUGGGGGUCUCAGGGUAGAGCAGACUUACCCUUCCCAGUCCCUUCUCAGGCUCUGGUGGCCAAUAACCUCAUAACAAGUGGGGGUGAUGAGGGCAGAGCAAGAACAUACAGAGAGCCCCAAGUUUCCUAUGGGGAAGAAAGGUCCAGACAGCCAGCCAAACCUUCCUGUGCCCACGAGAAGGUGGCAGAAGGAUGAGGGAAGCUGAUGUGAACCAGGCCGUGGCGAAGCUACAGAUGCAUUGUGGAGGCAGUGGGGACAGAAUGGAAAGGUGUUGGUGGCACCUAGGGAAGGAAGGAGACAGGCCAAGGGCUGGCAGUGGACAGCCACCCCCCAUUGCCAUCAUGGCGUCCACGACACGGAGCUUUAGCUCGGACCCAGUGGGAAGAGAGGCGGUGGAGACAAGACUAAGAGAGGGGAAAUUCCUGAACGUGACCAACUUGCUACCUUGAACAGACUGGGAGAUUGUUGGUUAGGCCGUUUCACUGAGAUCGAGGAGAAAGAAUCAGGCUUGAUUGGGCUCCGCCAGAGGAGAAUAAGUCACUCAUGCUGUCUCGCCCACCUGAGUCCUGUCUGGGCGGCUGGCUGGGUGGCACUGUCCCCAGGACUGUCUCUCUCCAGGGGCCGGGAGGGAGAAAAUGAGCCAGCCAGGACUUGGAGGAACCAUCUCGAUGGCAAGGAGCUCCUGGCAGUUCCUGGUUGGAGACUGUAAACAGUCGAUCACGGUUUGGACCGGGCUUCUUGGAUGAUCUUGAGGAGGCGCUGCCGUGACAGUCGAAAGCCUUCUGAUGACUCAGGCCACUCCAGAGAAUAAAACAAUUCCAAGGAUCAAUUGUGGGGUGGUUUUGCAAGGCAGAGAGUGGGAUGAGAUGUAAGAGAUGAGACUUUGUGUGAAAAAGGGGGAGGUCUUGAGGAAGAAAAGAACCACUUUCUACCUGUAGGGAAAGAGGCUUCCACUGCCAAUUGGUGGACGGAAGGUAGGGUGGCAGGGUGGCGGGGAAGGGGGUGGUUUAGAUAAAACCCUGACGGGAGGCAGGGGCAGAGGCUGAGGUCGGGUGAUUACCCCAGGCUUGCAGCUACAGGGCUCUG
Messenger RNA from Mirounga angustirostris (Northern elephant seal), 2736 nucleotides. RefSeq names its product G protein-coupled receptor 55 (gene GPR55). The transcript has a single exon. The coding region runs from base 120 to 1190 and encodes 356 amino acids. Gene Ontology annotation, biological process: phospholipase C-activating G protein-coupled receptor signaling pathway; positive regulation of Rho protein signal transduction. The record is from RefSeq and is a predicted model, not a curated record. Gene Ontology annotation, cellular component: plasma membrane. Gene Ontology annotation, molecular function: G protein-coupled receptor activity. Lineage: Eukaryota; Metazoa; Chordata; Mammalia; Carnivora; Phocidae.